AUGGCGAGGCUCAAGGUUCUCGUGGCAUUGGCGAUGGCGCUUGAAAUGAAUUCAGUCCAAGUUUCGAUGACGACGCCGGCGGAUUUGAUUAACGGCCAAGGCGGUGUCGAGCAUGAAUUCGAUGAGCAGCGCAUAUGUCACUUCUGUAGCAACGUAGAUAUCUCCGGCUAUCAUGUAUCACGGAAUGCUCUGUCGACUUGGUGGAACACAAACGAAGCCCGUGCUUCUACGAAUCAGCCUAAUUCUGCCGUGGGUCCUUCGCUAGAGCCGAAGAGGUCGAGAACCCGGACCUCGGUUCUUUCUUAA
This is a messenger RNA of Mycosarcoma maydis (corn smut), 306 nucleotides long. RefSeq lists its product as uncharacterized. The record is from RefSeq and is a predicted model, not a curated record. The transcript has a single exon. Bases 1 to 306 code for a protein of 101 amino acids. Lineage: Eukaryota; Fungi; Basidiomycota; Ustilaginomycetes; Ustilaginales.